Messenger RNA from Lotus japonicus, 2536 nucleotides. Its product is annotated as probable auxin efflux carrier component 1c. Gene Ontology annotation, cellular component: endoplasmic reticulum; plasma membrane. Bases 438 to 2255 code for a protein of 605 amino acids. Lineage: Eukaryota; Viridiplantae; Streptophyta; Magnoliopsida; Fabales; Fabaceae. The transcript is spliced from 6 exons. The record is from RefSeq and is a predicted model, not a curated record. Gene Ontology annotation, molecular function: auxin efflux transmembrane transporter activity. Gene Ontology annotation, biological process: auxin polar transport; auxin export across the plasma membrane.
UAGAAGGUAGAGAUAGAGAGAGAGAAAGCCACACACACCCACCCAAUUUUCCAUAGCCAUCAAAUACCCCCUUCAGUCCCAUUCCUCUCCCAAACCUCAAAUCCAAACACACUUCAAAACAAAAAGGAAAACAACAAACUGAAAAAAAAAUAUCAAAAGCAAAAUUCCUCUGUGCCUUGUGCUUUGGGGUCUGCAAGUUUAAGCUUUGCUUGAAUCUCUCAAAGCUGAAAAAAUAUAUCCUGUAUAUCCUGCAACAAACCACACUCACCCACUACCCCAAAACCCAAAAUCACAUGCUCUCCCAUUUCCCUAUAUCUUCCCAUCAUCACCACCACCAACAACACCAUCUUCAUCUCUCUUCCUCUGUUUCUCUCUCUUCUGCUUCUUCUUCUAGUUUCUCAAACCAUUUGCUGAACUGAACCAACCAAGAACACAAGAUGAUCACUUUAACAGACUUCUACCAUGUUAUGACAGCAAUGGUGCCACUCUAUGUGGCCAUGAUCUUAGCCUAUGGCUCAGUGAAAUGGUGGAAAAUCUUUUCCCCUGACCAAUGCUCUGGCAUCAACCGUUUUGUUGCUCUGUUUGCAGUUCCACUCCUUUCUUUCCACUUCAUAGCCUCCAACAACCCUUACAAGAUGAACAUUCGAUUCCUAGCUGCUGAUACCCUUCAAAAGAUCAUAAUCUUGAUCAUUCUAGCAAUAUGGAGCAACGUCUCCAAAAAGGGUUGUUUGGAAUGGACCAUUACUCUGUUUUCCCUUUCCACACUCCCAAACACUCUGGUUAUGGGUAUCCCUCUGCUCAAAGGGAUGUAUGGUGAGUUCUCAGGGAGUUUAAUGGUGCAGAUUGUGGUCCUUCAGUGCAUCAUUUGGUACACUUUGAUGCUCUUCAUGUUUGAGUUCAGAGGAGCUAGAAUGUUAAUCUCUGAGCAGUUUCCUGACACUGCUGCUUCCAUUGUCUCCAUCCAUGUUGAUUCUGAUGUCAUGUCACUGGAUGGAAGACAAGUUUUGGAGACUGAAGCUGAGAUUAAAGAAGAUGGGAAGCUUCAUGUGACUGUGAGGAAAUCCAAUGCUUCAAGAUCAGAUAUUUUCUCAAGAAGGUCUCAUGGUCUUUCUUCCACAACUCCUCGCCCUUCAAAUCUCACCAAUGCUGAGAUAUACUCUUUGCAAUCCUCUAGAAACCCAACACCAAGAGGUUCCAGUUUCAACCAUACAGAUUUUUACUCCAUGAUGGCUGGUGGGAGAAACUCCAACUUUGGUGCCAAUGAUGUUUAUGGUCUCUCAGCUUCAAGAGGACCAACUCCAAGGCCUUCUAACUAUGAUGAAGAUGGUUCUGCUGCUGCUGCUGCUGGUGCAAAUAAGCCAAAGUUUCAUCAUGGUUCUGGUGGUGGAACUGGUCACUACCCUGCACCAAACCCAGGAAUGUUCUCUCCCAAAACUGUUGCUGCUAAUGCUAACUCCAAGAGGCCUAAUGGUCAAGCUCAGCAGAAACCAGAAGAUGGGAAGGAUCUUCACAUGUUUGUUUGGAGUUCAAGUGCUUCACCAGUUUCUGAUGUGUUUGGUGGGCAUGAAUUUGGUGCUCAUGAUCAGAAAGAAGUCAAAUUGAAUGUUUCUCCAGGAAAAGUGGAGGGUCACAGAGACACUCAAGAGGACUACCUAGAGAAAGAUGAGUUCAGCUUUGGAAACAGGGGAGUAGACAGGGAAAUGAAUCAGCUUGAAGGUGAGAAAGUUGGAGAUGGGAAGUCUAAAACAAUGCCACCAGCAAGUGUCAUGACAAGGCUUAUAUUGAUCAUGGUGUGGAGAAAGCUUAUCAGAAACCCCAACACCUACUCUAGUCUAAUUGGCCUCAUUUGGUCUCUUGUUUCUUUCAGGUGGAACAUUGAGAUGCCUGCCAUCAUAGCAAAGUCUAUUUCAAUUCUGUCAGAUGCAGGGCUUGGCAUGGCCAUGUUCAGUCUUGGUCUGUUCAUGGCUUUGCAACCGAGGAUCAUAGCAUGUGGGAAUUCCAUUGCAACUUUUGCCAUGGCUGUGAGAUUCCUUACAGGUCCAGCUGUCAUGGCAGCUGCUUCCAUUGCUGUUGGACUCAAAGGAACACUCUUACACGUUGCUAUUGUUCAGGCAGCUCUACCCCAAGGAAUUGUUCCAUUUGUCUUUGCCAAGGAAUAUAAUGUACAUCCUGAUAUUCUCAGCACAGCUGUCAUUUUUGGGAUGCUCAUUGCUUUGCCCAUUACUCUAGUGUACUACAUCUUGUUGGGGUUAUGAAUGGAUCAUGACAUGAUGGAUGGUACAUAAGCCUCACAGUCACGUGUAGUGUAGCAUCCAUGCAAGGCUUGGUAAAGGAUUGUAGAGAGCAUCAUGAAAAAAUUACAAAGGAAUAGAAGAAAAGCAUCCCCAGAAUUCAUGAAUAGGAGGAACACCCUAGUAGUUCUUUUUUAUUUUUUUUGUAUGUUUCCUUUUUUUUUCUUUUUGAAUGAAUUGCCUUAUCUUAGUGAAAAUGUAAGAUGUAGCUAAUUUACAAAAUGAUUAUCUUGUUACAUUUUAUA